CGCUCCCUGGAGAAAGAGCCCUCUCUCCAGACAGCUGGACCAAGGGAGCCCGCCUUAGGCACCGGAGGGUGAGGGCCCUGGAGUGGAGGGGCCCGUCCUGACCAUGGUGCCUGUCUGGCUGUUGCUGUUUUGCCUCUCUGUAGCCCAGGUUUUCCCCGAGGUCCAGCCUGCAGAACUGUAUGUGGAAGUCCCAGAAAACUAUGGUGGAAAUUUCCCCUUGUACCUGAUCAAGCUGCCACUGCCCCCUGAGGAGACUGAGGGCGAGAUUGUGCUGUCGGGGACCCCAAGCGUGGCAGCUGAGGGCCCCUUUGCUGUGGAUCCAGAGUCUGGCUUCUUGCUGGUGACCAGGGCCCUGGACCGAGAAGAACAAGCGGAGUACCGGCUACAGGUCACCCUGGAGACUGAGGAUGGACGUGUCUUGUGGGGCCCGCGGCCUGUGCUUGUGCGUGUGAAGGAUGAGAAUGACCAGGUGCCCCACUUCUCUCAGUCCAUCUACAGAGUUCAGCUGAGCCAGGGCACCAGGCCCGGCAUCCCCUUCCUAUUCCUUGAGGCUUUGGAUGAGGAUGAGCCAGGCACAGCCAACUCAGAUCUCCGAUUCUACAUCCUGAACCAGGCCCCAGCCCAGCCUUCCCCAGACAUGUUCCAGCUGGAGCCUCGGCUGGGGGCUCUGGCCCUCAGCCCUGAGGGAAGCACCAGCCUAGACCAGGCUGAAGAAGGAUCCUACCAGCUAUUGGUACAGGUCAAGGACAUGGGUGACCAGGCUUCAGGCCACCAGGCCACAGCCACUGUAGAUGUCUCCAUAGUAGAGAACACCUGGGUGCCCCUAGAUCCUGUCCACCUGGCAGAGAAUCUCCAAGUUCCAUACCCACACCCCAUGGCCCAGGUACGCUGGAGUGGGGGAGAUAUACAUUAUCACCUGGAGAGCCAGCCCCCUGGACCCUUUGAUGUGGAUGCAGAGGGGAAACUCUACGUGACCCAGGAGCUGGACCGAGAAGCCCAGGCUGAGUACCUGCUCCAGGUGCAGGCUCGGAAUACCCGCGGUGAGGACUACACAGAACCUCUGGAGCUGCGUGUGGUAGUGAUGGAUGAGAACGACAACGCGCCUGUCUGCCCCCUACGUGACUCCCCAGUCAGCAUUCCUGAGCUCAGCCCCCCAGGCACCAAGGUGACUAGGCUGUUGGCAGAGGACAUGGAUGCCCCUGGUUCUCCCAAUUCCCACAUUGUGUAUCAGCUGUUGAGCCCUGAGCCUGAGGAGGGAGCAGACGGAAGAGCCUUCGAGCUGGACUUCACCUCAGGCAGUGUGACACUGGGGGAUGCCCCCCUCCGAGCUGGCCAGAACAUCCUGCUUCAGGUGAUGGCUGCUGACCAAGGAGGAGCUGAGGGCGGCCUCAGCAGCACAUGUGAGGUUGCUGUCACAAUCACAGACGUCAAUGACCAUGCCCCCGAGUUCACCGUCUCCCAGAUUGAGCCUGUAAGCCUCCCUGAGAACGCAGAGCCAGGGACUCUGGUGGCCACGCUCAUGGCCACCGAUGCUGACCUUGAGCCUGCCUUCCGCCUCAUGGACUUUGCCAUUGAGGCGGGGGAUGUGGAGGGGACCUUCGGCCUCGAUUGGGAACCAGACUCCAGUCAUGUCCAACUCCGACUCCUCAAGAACCUCAGCUAUGAGGCAGCUUCAAGCCACAAGUUGGUGGUAGUGGUUCGGAGCGUGACAGAAUUGGUGGGGCCAGGCCCAGGCCCUGGAGCCACAGCCACAGUGACUGUGCUGGUGGAAAAGCUGGUGCCACCCCCCAAGUUGGACCAGGAGAGCUAUGAGGCCAGCAUUCCAGUCAGCACCCCAGCUGGCUCCCUCCUGCUGACCAUCCAACCCUCAGACCCUGGAAGCAGUCCCCUCAGGUUCUCCCUGGUCAAUGACUCAGAGGGCUGGCUCUGCAUCAAGGAGGUCUCUGGGGAGGUGCACACAGCCCGGCCCCUGCAAGGCGCCCAGCCUGGGGACAUGUACACAGUGCUCGUGGAGGCCCAGUAUGAAGAUGAGCCGGCACUGAGCACCUCUGCAACCCUCGUGAUCCACUUUCUGAAGGCCCCGGCUGCCUGGGCCCCCACCCUGCACCCCGUACCCGCCCGACACCUCUGCACACCCCGCCAGGACCAUGGCGUGGUUAUCAGUGGACCCGGCGAGGACCCUGGCCUGGCCGGGGGGCAUGGCCCCUACAGCUUUGCCCUGGGCCCCAACCCUACGGUACAGCGGGAUUGGCACCUCCAGGCUCUCAAUGGUUCCCAUGCCUACCUCACCCUGGCCCUGCACUGGGUGGAGCCACGUGAGCACGCAGUGCCCGUAGUCGUCAGCCACAAUGCCCGGACGUGGCAGCUCCGGAUCCGAGUGAUUGUGUGUCGCUGCAACGUGGAGGGGCAGUGCAUGCGCAAGGUGGGCCGCAUGAAGGGCAUGCCCACGAAGCUGUCGGCAGUGGGCAUCCUCGUGGGCACCUUGAUGGCGAUAGGCAUCUUCCUCAUCCUCAUCUUCACUCACUUGACCCUGGCGAGAAAGAAGGACCUAAAUCAGCCAGUGGACAGCAUGCCCCUGAAGGCGGCGGUUUGAAUGGUCCAGGCAGCCCCAGCUGGGAGCUUGGCCUCUAACUCCAUGUGAGUCCCCUGGGAGAGGGCCCAGCACUGCCGAUCGCCGGGAGCUAGGACAGAGUAGGAGCCCCUUCACCUGCCCUCGGGUGGAGUCAACAUCACCAGACAAGUCUGUAGAGCCUGAACACUGACUUUAUGGGCUGCCCAUGGGAGUGCUCCAAAUGGGCCACGUUUGUCCACCAAUAAAGCCUCAGAGAGCAGGGCGUGGGCUGUGCCUGCAUCUCAGAGUCCUGUGCAUGUGUGCAUUACCCAUGUCCUCCUUCAUUCCUUUCCCAUCUCCUGCUGUGCAGAAAGGGCCUAGGGGCUUGAGGGACAAGCCUGGGUCCCCUACGAAGGAGGGACAUGGGGGCAUCACGUCGGUUCUUGGUGAGAACUUGAGGUUGGAGCAGGGUGGGUCAUUUCUAUGGGCAUUUGGAGACCACGGCUGCAGACCCUGGAUGGGUCCACUCUGACUAGGUGACGGUUGAGGAGGAUGUCCUUUCGAGUGCAUUCUGAUUUCCAGGACAUUUUUGCUAGGGGAGGGCACCUGUGAGUCUAUGUCCUGUGCUUACGUGCGCACCACUGCUCUAUCUGUGAGUCACCUGCACAUGGCUGAGCAGAGGUCCCAUAGUCUUAAGAGGGGUCUGCACAGGAAUCGUGAGGGUCUAAUAGGGCUGGAACAAGACAGGUGAGGUUGGGGAUGGGUCCCUUUGCCCUAGCAUAGGCCCUAGCACACUUCCGGGUUUCAUAUACAGGAUGGUGAGUGCAUGGGGGGUGGGGUCUACAGAAAGUCAGAGAAGGGGAAUCACUCAGACAGACAGGAACCCCCAUGGCUCACCCUGGAGCUGCCCCUGCCCCGAGUGAACCCCUUCCCCUGACCCAAGAUUAAGCCACGGCCCUGGUGCCCUGCUGAGCCCUGACCACACCUCCAGGCCGACCUCCAAUCCCUGACCCUUGACUGACCCCAGACGCAUGCUGAUCCUCCAUGCACCCAUCCCAACCGUCUCUAGGGAGCCAGGGUGGGACUUGCUGUCCCAGGCACCUUGAGCUGAUGAUGGUAAAUCACGGGGAAGGGAGAAAAACAACCUCUGUGCGGCCCAGGCCCUAUUUUUAGGAGAUAACCUCUCCGUUCCUGGCAGAUUCUGUGGGAUGGGGGCCAAGCUCAACCAAGAGAGAUGGGGUGGGCAUCCUGGCUGGGCUGAAGAGUCUGAGAGACUCACAGAGGAUCCCCAGCCCCGGGCUGAACUCUGAGGCCAG
Leptonychotes weddellii (Weddell seal) is the source of this 3867-nucleotide messenger RNA. RefSeq names its product cadherin 16 (gene CDH16). Gene Ontology annotation, biological process: cell-cell junction assembly; multicellular organism development; adherens junction organization. Gene Ontology annotation, cellular component: plasma membrane; catenin complex; adherens junction. Gene Ontology annotation, molecular function: cadherin binding; beta-catenin binding; calcium ion binding. The record is from RefSeq and is a predicted model, not a curated record. Lineage: Eukaryota; Metazoa; Chordata; Mammalia; Carnivora; Phocidae.